Messenger RNA from Melanotaenia boesemani (Boeseman's rainbowfish), 7041 nucleotides. RefSeq names its product DLC1 Rho GTPase activating protein (gene dlc1). The record is from RefSeq and is a predicted model, not a curated record. The transcript has 18 exons. NCBI's taxonomy places the organism in Eukaryota, Metazoa, Chordata, Actinopteri, Atheriniformes, Melanotaeniidae. Gene Ontology annotation, biological process: actin cytoskeleton organization; regulation of Rho protein signal transduction; signal transduction. The coding region runs from base 440 to 6076 and encodes 1878 amino acids. Gene Ontology annotation, molecular function: protein binding; lipid binding; GTPase activator activity. Gene Ontology annotation, cellular component: focal adhesion; membrane raft.
GCCUGUCCAGCAGCUUUACAGCAGCGACACUGACUCAGGUUUUAAAAAAGGCUCUCACAGUCUUAGACUGAGAAGUCCUCGCAGAGUAAUGAUUUAUAUGCCAAGUCACUCUGAAAAACUUGGAUUCAUAUUUCCCAAACAUGGAGGGAUUGCUUUUGGUGGAUGAAUGAAAAAGCAGCUCAUGAACCAUCUCUGGAUUAAUUAUUCCAAAGCACUGGAUCUGCUACCUGCCCAUUGGAUUAUAUAUAAAGCUACUGGACAACAGCAAUGCUCCGAUAUCGGAUUAUAAGUAAGAAAUGGUGUCUGGAUAAUUCACAAGGUGUACGCAUUAUUAUUCCACUGUGAAGCUUCUCAGUUAUACUGAAAUUUGCAGCAAGUCUGGUUCUCGGAUUUAGCCUGGCAUUAAAUCAGCUCUAUGGGAUAAAACUGGCUUUCCAUCAUGCCGGUAGCCAUCCGGAAAAGAAGUUGGGAAGAGCAUGUGACUCACCCAUCAGGAUUACAGUACAGCUAUGAUGAUCUGGAUCUGGUCUGCUGUCAUGGAGUCAGCAGCGAGGGACUUUGGAUGGGCUCGGGCACUGUGAAACAAGGUCGACGGACUAGAUGUGCCUCCAUGCCAGAGGGCUGCCACCAAAUGUCAACAGAGGACUUGACUCAGACGCUUGUAGGGACAGCUUCUGCUGGUGAUGGUGUUACUGAAUCAGAACACUUGAUGCUGACUACAAACAGUGGAAAAGCACCUCUGGAUUUGCAAGAGUCAGUUCGUGACUUAGAUGAGGUGGGGGGUGCUGACUUUCCUCAAAAUGCCUCAGAAUCAGAGCAUCUUCUAACCAUUGCCACUGGGAAUUCUGGAACUUUUUGCUGUAACUUAAACAGUUUUAUGUCCAGUGCAAAUAUUCCUUGUGCAACUGAUACCAACAGCCAGAAAGAAAAAACUCUGUAUUGUGAAAGUGAUGUUGGCUCAGACAGUAGCCAGAAUCACAUCUGCAAUGACGAUAAUGUCUUUAAAAGUCCACAUAUCUCUCAUGAAGAGCAACAAUACAUUUCUAUUUCUUCAGACAAUGGACCUCUAUUGUGUGAAUGUACUGGUGAACAACCUGGCAAACUUCCAAAUCACCAGGAAACAAAGGAGAGCCCUACACAGUUUGAGGUCAUGCUAAACCAGUCUUCUGUUGCUGAACUGGAACCUCAAACUGACUGCCCAGAUGUUGUCGAAGGGAUGAUUUCCUCCUCUGACAAAGCUGGGACGAGUGGACCUGUUGUUGUGCUGCACAUUUCAGCUGACAUGAUGGAGACUGGGGAUGCAGUGACACUGGCAAACAAAACUGUGGAACCGUUUGUGAUGUUGGCAGUAAAUGAAGACUGUGAUGAAGGAUUAUCUGAAAACUGGAGUGCAGAUUCUUCUUCCAAGCUAACUGGACUGAAUGAUUUAGAAACUCCAAAUGAAAAAACAAGACUUGACCAGGGAGAAGUUCAAGGAGAGCAAGGCUGCGAUGGCUGUACUGGAGUGCUGGAUCAGGGUUGUGGUUGUGAAAUGUUUUAUCAGCCACUGAUGAAACUGCAUAAUGUUAAAAUGAUAGCUGGGCCUCAUGGGGAGGAAAGUCCACAUGGAGAGAGCAGUGAAGAAGGAACACAUGUCAGGCAUGGACCCACAGAAUCAACUGAUACUGAACUCAAAAGUCAGUGUAGCUCUAACCUAAAACCUAAAACUAACCAAAACAUUUCUUCUGAACAACUAAACGCUGGCUGUUCAGGGGGAGAUCCCAUGAAGACAAACACUAUGCUGUGUGCAGAUCACUCUGAGCAAACAGCUUUAAGUCAGGCAACUGGAAAUUCUGAUCAGAGUUUAUUACCUGAAGAGCUGACUGUUUCUGAGGACCAAGGUGUACAUCAUCAUAUGGAAAACAACAGUUCAAAACUGGACACAAUUCCAGAGAUCAGCUUUGUUGAGACAGAUGACAUAAUAAUGACAAGUCAGCGGAAACAACAAAAAAAUACCAAUGUUAAUAUUACCCACAAUCCAGAUAAGUACUCCAAUUUAGAUGAUACACAUAAAUCUAUUGAAGAAGACAUGCAAAACCUGCCACCAUCCUCUAAAGAGGUCAUUGAGGGACUCCAUGGCAACCAAACCUCUGGUUGUUACUUCAAUGAGUCACCUGUCUCUGAGGUGGCAGAUGGUCAGAGGGAACACCAUCGACCAGGAGCCACAGUCCUCAUGAUGAGGGAGUCAAAUGAGGCCACAGACUCAGUUGUUUGCAGCGAGGAGCAGUCCAGUUUAAUUUUCAGUGGAACAAAUUACACUGAAGAUCAGAAAGAGGACAAUGUGGUCAAAGUGCGCAUGAGAAAGCGUGAGCAUGCUCGGUUAGACUCAAUGGUGCUACUGCUGAUGAAGUUGGACCAGUUGGACCAGGAAAUUGAGAAUGCCCUCAGCGCUACCUCUUCUAUGGACAGCACUCCUACCCCUCACCGUCGACAUCUCCUGGAGGUUGAUGUAGGAUCUGUGCCAGCAGCUUCACAGACUGUUCCACAUCCACAAUGUGCUGCUGCUUUCCCCUCAGAGUCUGCACCGGCCCUUGGAGCAAAACCUAAGAGCGGGGGCACUUCUGUUGUUCCAGAAAAGGAAAAGACUGAGAUCGAAGCCAAAGAGGCCUGUACCUGGCUCCGAGCUGCAGGGUUCCCACAGUACGCCCAGCUUUAUGAAGAUGCCCAGUUUCCUAUUGAUAUUUCUUCAGUCACCAGAGACCAUGACUUCCUCGAUCGGGAUGCUAUUGAGGCUCUCUGCAGGAGACUGAACACCCUCAACAAGUGUGCUCUAAUGAGACUGGAGAUAUCACCACAAAGAAAAAGAAGCGAAGACUCAGAUGAGGACGAGCCUUGUGCCAUCAGUGGCCGGUGGACCUUCCAGAGGGACAGCAAGCGGUGGUCCCGGAUGGAGGAGCUGGAGGUUUUCUCUACGUUGUCUACAGAUGCCACCCAGCCCUCCUUUACCAAGGAUCAAGUAUCUCAGAAAGGCAAGCUGGCCCUGCAUGAAGGCAACAGUUCAGAAAGUGUGCUGACUGACCUCAGUGAGCAGCCUGAGGUGGGCUCCAUCCAUAGCAGUGGCAGUGGAGGAAGAGGAGAAGAGAAAAACCACAGUGCUGCCUUGGUAAAUGAAACUAUACCUGCCGGUGCCACCCGUGCCAGCUCAGUAGCUAGCAUGUGUUCAUCCUCAGGCACAGGCGGAUCAGGAGGCGCCAAUGAGGACUCUCUGUCUGAUGGGUUACCUCCGUCUCCCCUUGAGACUUUCAGGCAAUUCACCUUUGAUGUCAAAACAGGGAUGGCAGGAGGAAGUCUGGACCGAGGAGGAGGCAGUGGCAAAAGUACGCGUUCAAGAGCUAAAAGCUUCCUCAAGAGGAUGGAAAGUCUGCGGCUUCGCAGUGGCACCUCCUCCAAGAGAAAGAAGAAGGGGAGCACCAGUGGAGGAAAAUUAGAAAUCAGUGGGCCAGUCAUCAAAGAGGGUCUAGAUGAUGACAAACUGCGAAAGCUUAACUGUGUUGACAUCUCAAGUAUCAACCUCAAUCACCACCGCAAUCCCACUCAGACUAUGACUCUUAACCGGAUUCGCUCUGUAUCUUACUCUACUCAGACCAGCAACGGAAGCACUGGAAGUACUGGGAGCAGCCAGUCUGAGGCCAGCAGUGGAAGUGCAGUGAGCACACCGAGCCCAGUGACUCGAGCUCGUAGCCACAGCACAGCAGCAGGUUCAAGUAAGAGAGGAGGAAUGUAUCUGGAGGGUUUUGAUCCUUUCAGCAUUCUCCAGCAGGCUUCCGAUCGACAGCCGCCUCCUCCAAAAUCUGCUCCGCCCAUCCCCUGCCAAGCCAGUAAUGGGAUGUCGGUUGAUGAGCAGAACCACAGGAACAACUGCAGUGUUCCAGACAAAAGCAAACAAGAAGAAGAUGACGAUGAAGAAGAGGGAAUGAUCUUUUUUUACUUACCAGAAGGGCACAAGCCGGGAACCUUCCCCAAAGCCCUGCAGGAUGGGAGUUCACGUAAUAACAACGGGAAUGAUAAUGGAAACUUGGUGAUCCUCAGGGGACGGCAGAGUAGACGCCAGCGUCGCACCUCUUCAGGCUCAGUCGACAGCCGGCUUAGUUUUUAUGACAAUGUCCCCUACACUGAGAGAGAGGAGGGAGAGGAGGAAGAGGUGGAUGAACACAAAUUGGAAGAAGUGCUGCAACACGUCAGUGGCCUGCAGCGCUUCGUUAAUGCCUGGUCGGAGGCCAUGGCUGGUGAAGAGGAGGAAGAAGAAGAUGAUGAAGAAGAGGAAGGAGACUCUGAUUCAGCACUGGAUUCGGCAUCCCCGUGCCCAUCAUCUCCUCUGCAGAAUCGACUGGAAGAGGCUGAGAAUGGAAGCGACCAAGACAGCACAGGAAAUCCCCUGGGCGAUGGAGAGGAUGGGAUGAGGGAGAGAAGAGAUUCGGGCGUUGGAGCGUCAUUAACUCGAACCAGCAGACCACAGAAACUGCGCUGGCCGAGCUUUCAGAACUCCCAUCGGCCCAGCUUGGCCUCCGCCCAGCUCCAGAUAAGCUGCCAGUCUGUGCUGCAGAUGAAUCUGCUGCAGAAGCUCUCCCUUCUGCAGCUCACCGCUCUUCUGGAGAAACACACCCCGACAAAUAAACACGGCUUCAGCUGGGCAGUGCCAAAGUUUAUGAAGCGGAUCAAAGUGCGUGAUUACAAAGACAGGAACGUGUUUGGUGUGCCACUACAAGUCAUUGUCCAGCGCACCGGCCAGCCCCUCCCUCAGGGAAUCCAGCAAGCCAUGCGCUAUUUACGCAACCAAUGUCUUGAUCAGGUGGGUCUUUUUAGGAAAUCGGGAGUUAAAUCUCGAAUCCAGGCUCUUCGUCAGAUGAACGAGGCGAGCGGUGCAGAUGGAGGAGGAGUUAACUAUGAGGGCCAAUCGGCGUAUGACGUCGCCGACAUGCUGAAACAGUAUUUCAGAGACUUACCAGAACCCCUUCUUACAAGCAAACUGUCUGAGACCUUCCUCCAGAUCUAUCAGUACAUGCCUAAAGAGCUCCGUCUUCAGGCGACACGCGCUGCUGUGUUGCUGCUGCCGGAUGAAAACCGCGAGGCGCUGCGGACGUUGCUGUGUCUGCUCACCGACGUGACGGCCAGCGUGGCUGAGAACCAGAUGACCCCCACCAACUUGGCUGUUUGUCUGGCCCCGUCACUUUUCCACCUCAACACUCUGCGCCGCAAAGAAAGCUCCUCGCCAAGGGUUAUGAACCGGAAGCAGAUGCUGGGAAAACCAGACCAGAGGGAUCUAAAUGAGAACUUGGCUGCCACUCAUGGCUUGGCACAUAUGAUCCAGGAGUGCAGAAAACUCUUCAGGAUCCCUGAAGAAAUGAACCGCUGUAGGAACUCUUAUGUGGAGCAGGCAUUACUGCCACAGCGCUUAGAGGAGCUUGCAGGUGAAGAGGCCGGACAAGGAGGCUACAGGGCCUACCUGCAGGACAGCUUAGAUGUUUUUCUGAAAGAGGCCAAAGACAAGUUCAAAGGUUACGACAGCUUCUCAACACCUGAGCAUGCUGAGCUCUCCUGCAGGAAGGUGCAUGAUGGGUUUCCACUGCGGCUGUGGAAAGUGACUGUAGAAGUUCCUGCGAGUCCUGAGGAAGUUCUGAUGCGGCUACUGAGAGAGCAGGGGCACUGGGAUGAGGACCUGCUCGAGAGCAGAGUAGUGGAGACCCUUGACGAGAGGACGGAGGUCUACCAGUACGUCCGCAACACCAUGGCUCCACAUCCCACUAGAGACCACCUGGUGCUCAGAACAUGGGUAACAGACUUGCCAAAGGGAGCAUGUGCACUGGUGUGUUCAUCUGUGGAUCAUGAAGGGGCACCAGUGGUGGGUGUCCGCACCAAUGUCCUUACUUCACGCUACUUCAUAGAGCCCUGUGGAGCCAACAAAUCCAGACUCACACACAUUUCCAGAAUCGACUGCAGGGGUCGCUUCCCGGAGUGGUACAAUAAACUUUACGGACACUUGUGCGCUGCUGAAGUGGCUCGGAUACGAGACUCAUUCACUGUGCCCAUGGACAAAUAAGAAAACGGCCUCCAAUUUGACUCAACAAUUUCUUGGAUCAAAAUGAAUAAUUCCAGCUGAGUACAGGUGGAUUAAAAGCCUCUUUAUGCUCAUAGUCAAAGACAGACCCUUGAGCAUUGAUUGAAGGACUUGUUUUCCCUGCAUCCAUACAGACUAAUGUUAUGUUUAAAACCGUUCUGUUGGGACCCCAGAGAGGACUUCUAAACAGAUUUACCCGGGCCUGAGGACAUUGUGUUGCUGAUACAGGAUGUAUGGCUUAGACUUGAUCUAAAGGAUGCUAUUGCUUCUGAGAAGCAAGGGAGAUUCAUGGUAUGUGUGAGCGUGUGAGUGUGUCCAAAGCAACAAGCGGGUAAUUCAUAUUUGUCGUGUUGGUUUUCAGGUGGAGAGUGAUGUGUACAUAUAGUAUUCUGGUCACACAGUAGCAGUCGGUGCCUGUCUAGUUUUACCUUUGUCCCCUUUUCUGUUACGGCAAAGCACAGGAGGAAUAGUAGACGUUAUUAUGACGAGCUGAUUGAUGAAUCUAUGGGUGAAGAAAGAUGCAAAUGUGCUGGUAAUAUGCAGACUGAAUGGAGACAAAAGACAGGAUAUAGCGAGAUGACAGGUGGCCAAUAGCACACAGGGUUGUAGUGUUUCAAGGCAGAGACGGAUGAGAACUGGUGGCUGGCUCACCAAAAGAAAUAGACUGAUCAAAGAAAGGGUUUCAUUUACUGACAGGUAAAUAAGUCACUUCAGUCCCUCAAGAAAAAUUGCUUUCACUCAGCCUGAGUCAUGAGCUUAAAAUGGAAGUUGAUUUUUGUUUGUUAAAAACACACAGGCAGGGUUAGUUUCUGUGCUAGUAAAGCAACAUAGUGCCAAAAACAAGUGUUUCAGUGACAAAGAACAGAAAGAAGCCAUAAAAAAAAAGCUCUGAAGUGGUAAAAUCGAUGACCAACUAACAGAUUUAAUGGACCAAAUAAAGAAAAAGC